AGUACACUCCAAGCCAAUGAAUUUCGCUCUCCGACCAGAACGAGCGAGCGUCGACAAAAUCUCGGACCAUCGACGCAUUGACUUUCCCCUGCUCAAAUCCGUCGCCGACAAUGCCGCGGGGCAACGGGGGCGCAGUUUCCGAGGUGUUGUUGUAAAAUUGUUCCAGUUUGAGAACAACUGAAAUGGAAGGUGACAUUUUUUCAGGCUUAGGUAAUGGAACGCCGGUUGAUGCCAAGAUGCUGCAGAUGUUCCAAAAGAGCUUUCUUCAGGUUCAGGGCAUAUUGGAUCAGAAUAGAUUACUGAUCAACGAGAUUAACCUAAAUCACGAGUCGAAGAUCCCGGAUAACUUGAGCAGGAAUGUAGGUCUGAUUAGAGAGCUGAAUAACAAUAUCAGAAGAGUGGUUGAUCUCUAUGCUGAUCUCUCCAGCUCUGUUACUAGGUCUGUGGAAGCUUCCUCCGAGGGGGAAUCUAGAUCAGAUGGUAAAUCCAUUCAGAAGAGAAUUAGAUCUGGAUAACCAGUGAAGGGAAGAUUCCCAUCAUUUAAUCUUUCACCAUAGAGUAGACCAUGCAAUGAACAGGGAAGGAUGCAUCAAAAUGUUGGAUGGUUUAAUCCAUAAGAACUUUAGGCACUUUCUCUUUCUUUACCUGUCAUUACUUGAAUAAAAACAUGACAGUCGUGCAGAUCUGUAAUUGUAAUCGAUGAAAUUCAUCUUAUAGUAUUUCAAUAUGGAGGUUCAUAUCAA
Molecule: messenger RNA, 743 nt
Organism: Eucalyptus grandis
Lineage: Eukaryota; Viridiplantae; Streptophyta; Magnoliopsida; Myrtales; Myrtaceae
Product: protein ELF4-LIKE 4
Exons: 3
Coding region: 183-515 (110 amino acids)
Biological process (GO): positive regulation of circadian rhythm; entrainment of circadian clock
Source: RefSeq, a predicted model, not a curated record